AGCCGCCUGACGGUGAGUGAUCGGCAUGGAGAUGCUUCGGAGUGCCAGGCAGAGGCAUAACGCUUCGUGCCAGCUAUGGCUCAGCUGCUCUGGCAACUUGAUGGAGAGCAAGGUCUAAUCUGGAACGGGUUUUACCUGCCUUGCAAAGAUGGAAAGCAAGCAUGAUGCUACAAGAAAGGAUUCACUUGCUGAGACGAGUACAUUAUCUAUGUUGGGCGCAUGCAGUCAAGGACAACAAGGAAGCAACGAAUGCGUGACUGAUGAAGCCCAACAGUGUUCUACUGCGCAGCCGUGUGCCCAGCUCCAGCAGCAGGUCGCAGCCGUACCGCUCACCAGCGUCAAGGCGCCGGAUCAAAGCGGCACGAACGAGUUAUCUCCCCGCUCGGCGCAGCCGUCCCUGCUGAAGGCGCGGGAGAUGGCGUCAGCGGCCGCCGAAGAGCGGGCCGAGUCGGAGCCGACCUCCCGCCGCCCGGAGAGUCCGGCGCGCUCAGAGGCUGGGUCACCGGCCCUCCUCGCGAGGCACAUCGCCCUGCUUAUCGAGACGGAGGCCGGCACGAGGCCGCGCAGCUCGGACAUCGGCGACGCCGUCUGCCCUGUCGAGCCAGACACGGGCGCGCCGCGCUGGAGGCCGCCUCCCAUCCAGCGCAAGCGGCGCCAGCAGCUGUUCGCGGCGCUCAGGCUGGCUCGUUCAGACCCCGGUAACCCGCGCAACGACGACACGGCCGACGGUGCGAUCGGCCGCGUCAUGCACCGAUUGCACCCGGCCCUGUACGUGGAGCGCAUGCAUGCAGCUCCCCACAGUCUGUAUGGCUCUACGACGGUGGAGGAGUUCCUACGGUCCGGCGGGCGUCCCGUACACGUCGUCGGUGACUUGUUCCUGGCACCAACGACCAUCCCUCGAGCGACCGCCAAGCAGUUGAUAAGGCAUGGCCAGUACUACCGUGGCCACUCGGUCGCCUGUUUUUACGCCUACCUCUACGCAUUCGAGUUUCUUUUCUUCAUCGAGUACCUGCGUCAAGUGACAUGUCACGACGCAGAGGUGCGCCAGGUGCUGGACCACGUCAUCGACAAGGCACAGAGCAUGCACCUGAUCAUCAACAGCGCCACCCUCUUCAGCCUGAUCCCGGAAGCCAUGUUCACGCAGCGUUCGCCAUUUCGCUUCAUGGCGCGUCUGUUCCCGAUGGAAGAGCCAUGGGAAGUGGACCUCCUCUGCGACAUGAUCAACUGCCGUGACAUUACGCAGGACGCAAUGGAAGCGUUCGCCAGCCGCCAGCACUUUUUCUUCUCGGAGCAGCGCGACAUGUGCCGCCGGGCGCGCGAGGCCGGCCAACAGCGCCCCAUCUUCCACCCCCGUGUGCUGGCCGCGCCCGACUCGUCCAACGUCUUCGACGAGUCCCUUCAGGCCGAGUGGUUCUUUUCGCACGGUAUGAUCGUAUUCGGCGAGCGUGGCACCACGUACUCGGGAUUGCGCACCCACAGCCGCCACCGGCCGCUGUGCAGCCUGGGAGCCGAGACGGUGCUGAAAGGCUCGGUCGGCCGCCACGCGCUGGUCCGCCUGCACCAUGACGUGUACAUGCUGGGCGCGCCGCUGGCCGACCUGCGCCUCCGCCAGUGCCGCUACCCCAGCCCCGCCGAGGUGCGCGUCCACGUCGAGAUCGGCUUCUUCGUGGAAUCGCAGAGCUUCGCCCAGUUCGUGACGUUGCGUCCAGCGCAGGGUGGACUGAAGCAUGGCAAGGCUUUGAAAGAAGCUGUGACGCCCGACAAAUAG
Molecule: messenger RNA, 1768 nt
Organism: Pollicipes pollicipes
Lineage: Eukaryota; Metazoa; Arthropoda; Thecostraca; Pollicipedomorpha; Pollicipedidae
Exons: 3
Coding region: 149-1768 (539 amino acids)
Source: RefSeq, a predicted model, not a curated record